Amphiprion ocellaris (clown anemonefish) is the source of this 3944-nucleotide messenger RNA. RefSeq names its product peptidase inhibitor 16-like. The transcript is spliced from 6 exons. Gene Ontology annotation, cellular component: extracellular region. The record is from RefSeq and is a predicted model, not a curated record. The coding region runs from base 226 to 1392 and encodes 388 amino acids. NCBI's taxonomy places the organism in Eukaryota, Metazoa, Chordata, Actinopteri, Pomacentridae.
ACACAGAGAUCGGCAGAGCUGAGAGGCACUGAGGAGGGAACACACACUUACUGACUCUUGAACACACACACACACACUCACACACAAAGACAACAGGUCUAUUGUUCACACACACUCAAAUAGCUGUUGAUCAGUCUAACGCACACACUCGUCAACACACACACUCUUCGCUGGACCCUGGAUUGACCACUUGAGGAUACAUCCCACAGGACUCCUUUUCCCAUCAUGCACCAGCGGAGCCUCUCAGAGCUCCAGGGGGUCACCACCCAGCGGGGGGCCUCGACCCCACGGACUAGCCAGGAUGGAGCCUCGUGGAGCUCCAGGUUGAGGGAAUCCGGUCGUUGCCGCUGCCCUCCGAGGAGAGCUCCUCUGUGGGCAUGGCUGCUCCUGGGGGCCCUGGUGGUUCCUGGAGCCUGGAGCUAUCUGAGCGAAGAGCAGGAGGAGCUGCUGGUGGAGCUUCAUAACCACUACAGAGGGCAGGUUUCACCCAGUGCCUCAGCUAUGCUGCCUCUGAAGUGGGACCCUAGCAUGAAGUUGCUUGCAGAGGGCUACGCUGCAAAAUGUAUCUGGAACCACAAUCCAGAGCUGGAGGACACCGGAGAAAACCUGUUUGCCGGAACUGGGCCUCUGGACCUCCGAGUGGCUCUGGAGAAAUGGUUCCUGGAACACUUGGACUACGACUUUCAGAACAACAGCUGUGAUGAAGACAAGAUGUGUGGACACUACACACAGAUGGUGUGGGCGGACACACACAGAGUCGGCUGUGCCUUCCAUAUCUGUAACAGUAUGGAGGGAUUGGACUGGGAGAGAGUCUCCUUCCUCGUCUGCAACUACUACCCAGCGGGGAACUACGAAGACCAGCGGCCGUAUGUUGAAGGUGACUGGUGCUCCAGAUGUCCAGAAAACCUCCAGAAGUGUGAAAACAACCUCUGUGUUCCUGACAUGGUGGAGGAAGACAUUGAAGAUGAAGAAGAAGAGGAUGAAGAGGAGGUGACACCUGAUCCCUCCCUCCAGCCUCCAGAAACUAAUCCUCCUGGAACAGCUGACCCCCCUGUCCAGCCUGCCACCACUGACAGUGCUCCCAGUAUCACCACCACCCUCUUCGGCCGGUUCUCUAAAGACACCACAGUAACCACCACCACUGCCAAAGUCCCUGAAACUCCCUCAGCAACACUGGGAAAAGAUGAAGAGGUGGAAGAAAGGGUGGAGGAGGAAGAGAAGGUGGAGCCGGAGAAGAGAAAGGAAACUACAGUGAGCAAGGCGGCAGAAAGGGAGGCAGGCGUAACACGAAUAAUACACAAGGACACCAGAGCAUCGAUGAACGCUGCUUCAGUAUCCUUACCUUCGGUCCUGUUAGCCUGUCUGACCGCAAUGCUGACUCUCAGGCUGUGAGGAGGAAGAGGAGGAUCUUGCCACUCUUGCAUCGACUGCACGUUACCUUGUGACAAACUGUUUCCCCUGUAGAGCAAAAUAGGUCAGUUAAUAAUUCACACUCACCAGAAAACAGCUGCUGCAACAUCUGCAUGAAGUCUGGGCUGCGAUCUGGGUCGAAUAAUGUGAGCACAACCUGCUUCAACCUGAUGGGAAAACCUAAAUAUUACUGCCAGGAAAUUCCACAACUAAAUUUGCAGUUUUGAUAGAGAAGUAACUAAUUCAACUCAUGUGCUUUAAGGGUUUUUCAACUGCUAAAAGACAAAAAAAAAAAGACUUAUUACUGCAUUUGCAAAGCUUUUCCAUCAGAACUGUUAUCAGACAGCAGCCUUCAAAUUAGCAUCAUUAUUCACUUACGUAUAAACCUGUGUCAGAACAUGAUUAGCUGAGCUUAGCAUGAAGAUGAGCGAAAGUUCUGUCCAAAGAACAACAGAAUACACCCACCAACAUCUGCAAAGCUCACCAAUUAAAAGAUAAAUCAUCAAACUUUGCAAUCUUAACCUCCACGGCAGACUUUGGGAAUGAGAUGUCGAGCUAAACUUACUGUGGAGGCAGAACAACAAUAAAUCAAAACCAUCUGGUAAAACUUCUAAAGUCCUAGAAAAGCAACAAUCCAAAUAAGAACGUCAAAAUAAAUCAGAAAGGAAAGCAACGACGCAAGGUGGAGGGAAGCAGCGAGGGACAUGCCGUUAACAGGCUGGAAAACAGAAGAACUUUAAAAGACAAAGGGAGAAGCACAAGGCGCAAUAAUGAAGAAGACAAAGACAUAAGACUGAUCAACACACAUCCAGAAAUACUGUUUCAACAUACAAAAAAGGAAACAACUGCAUACAAAAAGCUCAAGCUCCCUGCAGUUUUCCCAAUAAAUCUGAUUUUUACAUCAGCAUUUUUUUUUGUUUUCAGUCUGACUAAACGAAACAGAAAUUAGCGCUCUGGAACAGACAUUUCACAACCAGCAUUAGCUAUCCAGAAUACUUACCGUUUGACAUAAUAACCAACAUAUUCAUUUGCUGGUUCAUUUUUAUGUGUGAGUCUAACUUUCUGAAGCUGAGCUGAAUCCCCCGGUGACCGUUAUGAGGACAGGUGCAAGGCAUUUUAUUUGGAUGGCUGGUUGUACAAAAUAAGUUGAAAUUAUUCAGAGGACUUCAAACAAAUUGACAAAAACCUGUCCUAAAAGACUUGCAGUUAGUUUAAAAUGAGUUUAAAUGGCUCAGAAUGACUGAAAGUUUGUUCAAAAUUACAAAAAUAUGUCGAAAAUCACUCAAAAAUGGCCCGAAAAGGUUUCGAUCGGCUAGCCUCAUCCAUAAAGCUUAUAAUCAGUUCAAAUAGUGGGCAGAACCUAACUGCUUGACAUUUAUUUUGUUUCUGUUUAAAAGCGCAUUAAAUGAUCAAAAUGUCAGAUGUUUUUCUGUUACUGAGAAAUCAGUGACGAUGUUCCAACAUAUUUGUAAUUUGUACUUCAUUUUGUCAUCAUGAGGCAACAUUUGUUGGCCAAAGACAGAGUACAAUGACCUGCAAUAAAUGUAUUUAAUCACCUUUAUUACUUGCUGUGAAUAGAAACAGACAGAAAUUCAUAUUUUUGUUUGCCAGUUAUUUAAAAACUUCGCUCUACAUUUGGAUGAAAACCCAGCUAAUGAACAACACCAGACCUGACUCAGAGAUCUGAAACUAGGCUAGCUGUUUCCCUUGACCUUCUACCUUUGUGCUAAGCUAGGCUAAUAAUAUCCCACAUCUUAAUCUGAACUGUAAGCACACAUAAAUACUCUAAUGCUGCUUUAUCUCAAAGAAGAAUGAGGUUAAAUGAGUUUACUCUUUAGUGGAAAGUGUUCCCGUUUGUUGCACAUUGUCCCAAAGUGGAUUCGAAAGUUUAUCAUUUAGCGGUGCGGAUUCAUUGUGCUAAUAAUGCCAUCAAAGAAUAAUAAUUUAGAGCUGAUGUGGUCCCUUAAGAAUAAAUCCCCAAAAAUAUUGUUACAUCAUAAUUUGUCAUUUGGUGUUUGAACUUGAGAUACACAGAGCUGUGCUUCCUCCAUACUGAAAACCAAAAAAGAAUCAAGUGGUGUGGAGAGAAGCUGCUCACCAAACUGUGCCCCCUCAGAUCGCCUCUUCAUGUUGGGCCACGCAUCAUUUGUAUCUGCAGGGCGAAGGUGGUAUCAGUGGAUUUCUGUCUCAUAGAAAAAGAUUUAAAUAUUAAAUAUACAGCAUCAUCUCAUGUGGAACAGCCCACUAUUAUGAUCAAGUGGAAGCAAAGGGAUUUGGGGACAUUUUUAUUGUGAUUUUAUUACAGUUGAAUUGCAGGAGAAAUGAUUGCUGAACUAUGUUUUGAACUGACGACCCUGCUUCUUCUUCUUCUUCACAAAUACAUAUCUACUGUACACUUUAUAUUCUCUCAGACUGGAACUACAACUGGACAGCGUCUAAUUAUUUACCAACGUUACCAUAAUUAUAUGUAAUAAUUCUAGCAGAGAUUGCUGUAAAUGUCUGUAUAUAAGAUUAAUAAAAAAAAAUAAACCAUA